GUUGUUUCGCGGCUCAACGUAUUAUGUUUCCAAUGCGUGGUGUUUUGUUGAGACAAAGGCCCGGUUUUCCAUUUCAGGUGCUGACAGUCCGUGGGAUGUUCAUUCAGGUACAAGAAACACCAAACCCCAACAGCCUGAAAUUCGUUCCUGGUGUUCAAAUAACUGAGUCUGGGACCGUCAAUUUUGAAAAUCCACAAUCAGCAGUUAGAUCACCUUUAGCCAGACAGCUUUUUACCAUCGAGGGAGUAACAGGCAUAAUGUUUGGUACUGAUUUUAUCACAAUAACCAAGUCGAGUGAAGAUGAUGUGGAUUGGGCUCAAAUAAAACCUAAUAUAUUUGCUACAGUUAUGGAUUUCUUUGCCAGCAAUAUGCCAAUCUUUACAGAUGAACAACCACGGUCUGAUACAGAGGUCUUGGAUGAUGAUGAUGAAACAGUAGCUAUGAUUAAGGAGCUUAUUGAUACAAGGAUAAGGCCCACAGUUCAAGAAGAUGGUGGAGACAUAAUAUUUAAGGGAUUUGAUAAUGGAGUUGUGAAGCUUAAAAUGCAAGGAGCUUGUUCCACAUGCCCAAGUUCAAUUGUCACUCUAAAGAAUGGAAUAGAAAACAUGCUACAGUUUUACGUUCCUGAAGUCAACUCGGUUGAACAGGUUGAAGAUGAAGUUGAUGAAAUCAACAAGAAGGAAUUUGAAAAGUUUGAAGGAAAACUUGAAGAAACCUAAUAUUACAAAAAAUUGGUGAAUGCUAUAUAGUUAUAUCAUUUCUAUAUAUAUAGUUCAUUGCGAUCACAUGAAGUACCUGUGACUAUUUUUUGUAAUCGCCAUUGCAGGCUCGUUCUUGACCUUUGCUCGAUCAAAGUUUCAAAAUAAGGCCAUCUUUUUUUGAAAAUAAUGAAAUUUUCCUGUUGUUUUUCCUAUUUAAAAUGGCAAACUGAUCGUACUUUAACACGAAGAUUGCAUGCAUUGAACAGGCAAUAUGCAGAUUCAUUAUGUAGUUCUGUUAUGAGAAACAGUAUUGAUAAACUGUCAUGUCAAGGGCACUUUUCGCGGAGCUCCCUUUGGCCCAACCAAAUGAGCCAAUAUAAUGUCGGUAAGACUAUAUUUCAAUAUAUUCUGUUCAGAUUCAUAGUUACUUUGUACUAAAUAUACUAGUGGUAAUACUAACUGUAUAAAAUUAUGUAAUGUACAAACUGCAAAUGUAAUGUUAUAAAACCAUUCGGUCUCUUGCAAGCAACAACAAUAUUCAAUUUCACCUGCCUAGUGCUUGCAACAGACUUCUUACUUUGUAGGAAUAAAAUGAAAACACCCAAUUUACAUUAAGGCAAAAAUGGUUCUUUUAAAAGCCCAAAACCUUUAAGGUGCCUGUACUUGAGUCAUUUGCUUUGAAAUCAUGCAAUCAAGACUACAGUAUAAAAAAUUAACAAGCCUUGGUUAAAACUACUUGUGAUAUCUAUUUUAAUAUUGUACAAUCCAUACAGCGUCUGGAUUUGUCUGUGGAAAUGUUCUAAUCAAAAGAGGUCUAUCCAAAUAUGUUAAUCAAAACAAGAAUUCCAUCUACUUUGAUACGCAUC
Molecule: messenger RNA, 1567 nt
Organism: Dendronephthya gigantea
Lineage: Eukaryota; Metazoa; Cnidaria; Anthozoa; Malacalcyonacea; Nephtheidae
Product: NFU1 iron-sulfur cluster scaffold homolog, mitochondrial-like
Exons: 9
Coding region: 24-719 (231 amino acids)
Biological process (GO): iron-sulfur cluster assembly
Cellular component (GO): mitochondrion
Molecular function (GO): iron-sulfur cluster binding; iron ion binding
Source: RefSeq, a predicted model, not a curated record